CCGAGCAGCACAGAGGAGGAGGCUGUGUUGGGAUUAGGGGGUUGGGCUGCCUGCUGGUCGGAAACCUGCCGCCACACUCCCAGUCUGUCUCCGCCGGAGCAGCGUCGCUUUCCCGCAGCAUCAGCACCAGCACCAGCACCAGCCUCCAGCAGCAGACUCCAGCAUCAGCAUCAGCACCAGACUCCAGCAUCAGCAGCAGACUCCAGCAUCCUCUCCUCCUGCUUCCCACACACACACACACACACACACACACACACACACACACACACACACACACACACACACACACACACACACCCACACUGCCGCAGCGCACAGCAAGCAGACGGACAAGGACGAGCCUCUGAGCAGUCUUCGGGGAAAUAAGGGAGGAUAUAUAAGGCCAGUGAAAGAUGGUGAAACUGGGGAGUAAUCUUCAAGACAAAGGGGCCAAACCUGUGAGCGUGGAGGACGGCUUUCAGAAUGUGCCCCUCAUCACUCCACUGGACGUCGGCAGCCUGCAGAGCCAAGCACCUGACAAGGUGGUGGUGAAAACUCGCACAGAGUACCAGACAGAGAAGAAGAGACUGAAGGUUCCCAAGGUGGAGGAGUUCACCAUCAGCUUCACUGACGGGGUGUCCGAGAGACUUAAGGUGACCAUCCUGAUCAUCCUGGCACUGGCCUUCCUCGCCUGCAUCGUGUUCCUGGUGGUUUAUAAAGCCUUCACCUACGACCACGCCUGCCCAGAUGGAUUCAUUUAUAAGCACAAGCGCUGUAUCCCAGCCUCUCUGGAGGCCUACUACGCCGCCCAGGACGCCAACUCGAGGGGCCGAUUCUACACAGUGAUCAGCCACUACAGCAUGGCCAAGCAGACCACCUCGCACUCCGUCUCCCCCUGGCUUCCUGGAGGGGUGGUGGGGCAGCAGCACGACGCCAAACCCCCCGGCAACGAGGGCCACUGAGUUAGCUGCCAUAACAGAUGUUGUACAAACACAUACAGACAAAACGCAGACGUGACGACACACAUACAGACACGGGCGGGUGCACACACAGACGCACACACACGUAGGGAGAACAUGUAGAAACGUAGACAAAAGAGGUGCACACGAACACAGCAGCUACAUAUGUAAUGCCAAUAUAGAUUGAAGACGUGCAUGCAGACAUGAAAACACACAAGCACAUGCUAGGCCAUAUUGUCUGCCCAUUUCUGUGCUCUUUCUCUGGAGAGCUUUUUCCACUGAUCUUUUGCACUCGUGGAAACAUCGUCAUCGGCUGAUAUACACACACACAGACACAUACACACAGACACACACACACACAGUCUGCUCUGUCGUUACCUUGUUUACUCGCCUCCCUCUAAUUUAUUAUUUAUUGACUGUCAUGAUAUAUUUAUUUUUUACUGUACUGUAUGGAUGUUUUCUAUGUGAUUACCCGGCAACUCUUUGUACAAAGGCACGAGCCAAUGCUUAGCUCGACGCUUCUUCUCUGUGAGAUUCACGUUCAAAGUGUGUUUACUGCAGAGUUACAGUACAGUUAUUAUUUCUUACCUUUCUUGUCCAAACUGUGCAACUUUAGGCAUGUCUUUCAAACACCACACACACACACACACACACACACACACACUCACAGAUCCCAUCAUACCCCAAUCCAGAAUAAAUCAGUAUGGUCUUGUAUUGCUGUAACACAUUUUAUAUAGAACAUUUCAGUUCUAGGGAAGGUUUAAUGUCCACAUCCACAACAAAUCCUGAUUUGAUUGAAUGAUUUUUUUCCCAUCAUGGUUGUUUGAUAGCUCACAUUCAAUGACAUUUCCAAUGUGCUGUGUGAUACAUUUUAAAUCCUCUAGUGACCCAAGCUGUACAUAGAACUGUGAAUUCAGGCUAGUUUUUUGGUGUGUAUGCAUUGUAGUAGCUUUUCUUAGGAGGUUUUCCCCACUUCUAUUCAUUUUUUUGUUUUGUUCGGUUUUACAAUUCCUCCGUGCGAGUUACUGCUUCAGCUGCUAGACCUGUAGCUCCACCGAACACAAUGUUGCAGAGAGAAAGAACAUCGCCAUCUCUUGCCAAAUCUUAUUUUCCGCUGUUUUGUUAAGUUUGUAACGUUGGAUCUGCUGUCAAAGAGCGCUUUUACGAGAUAUUGUGAUGUUGUUAGUUAAUAUGUAGCGAUACCUGGUGUAAUUGAUCAGUGU
This is a messenger RNA of Hippoglossus stenolepis (Pacific halibut), 2161 nucleotides long. It is a transcript of the gene nsg2, whose product is annotated as neuronal vesicle trafficking associated 2. NCBI's taxonomy places the organism in Eukaryota, Metazoa, Chordata, Actinopteri, Pleuronectiformes, Pleuronectidae. Gene Ontology annotation, cellular component: membrane; endosome. The record is from RefSeq and is a predicted model, not a curated record. The coding region runs from base 393 to 941 and encodes 182 amino acids. Gene Ontology annotation, biological process: endosomal transport; G protein-coupled dopamine receptor signaling pathway; clathrin coat assembly. Gene Ontology annotation, molecular function: clathrin light chain binding. The transcript has 5 exons.